This is a messenger RNA of Spinacia oleracea (spinach), 3162 nucleotides long. RefSeq lists its product as uncharacterized. The transcript is spliced from 4 exons. Bases 1 to 3162 code for a protein of 1053 amino acids. The record is from RefSeq and is a predicted model, not a curated record. Lineage: Eukaryota; Viridiplantae; Streptophyta; Magnoliopsida; Caryophyllales; Amaranthaceae.
AUGCGGUCAGCAGUGUGCACUCUUACCAGUGUCAUUUGCUAUCAGCAGUCAGUAAGUCAGUCAGUUAGUAAGAAGGAGCAGUUGGUUUGUAAAUCAGUCAGUCAAUUAGUAAGAAGGAUCAGUCAGUUGGAGCCUUUUGUUGCUAGUUGGUUUGGUUCACUUGCUCGUUUCAUUGGUGUCCGCGCUUCAAUUAGACGGAUAGAUGAAAUUCUCGGUCAUUUGAGCAAGAAUGCUUUUGAUAGAACAUAUACCCGUUGGGUUUGGCAUGGGGAAAACUUUGAAGGAACUCGUACAAGUGAUUCUGGGAACGAUGUUCAUGAAGGUCCUGAUGUUAAUGACAUCCCUAAUGCUAAUGAGGGUGAUAGGUUAGGAGACAUGAUACGUGCAGCUCAAGAUAAGUUCGCUGAAAAUCCUGCCACAUUUGAGGGGGUGUUAAAAGAUUCCGAAACACCCUUAUAUCCAGGUUGCAGCAAGUAUACAAGAUUAUCUAGUAUACUUAGAUUAUAUAAUGUGAAGGCAGGUCAUGGUUUAACGGAUCAAUGUUUUGAUGAAGUACUUGAAGUUUUCAAAGACAUGCUUCCUGAUGAUAAUGUCUUGGCAAGUGGUGCAUAUGAGGCUAAAAAGAUAUUGAUCCCGAUGGGCUUGCCAUACGAGAAAAUUCAUGCUUGUCCUAACGAUUGCAUACUCUAUCGAAAUGAGCGUGAAUCAUUAAAGAAUUGCCCAGUAUGCAAUGCCUCGAGAUACAAGGAGAAGGAAGGAGUGCCGGCUAAGUGGAGGUUUAUUGAUGGAAAAUACCCCGAGUUUCGUAAAGAAAAACGGAACCUACGCCUUGCACUUUCAACUGAUGGUAUGAAUCCAUUUGGUUCUCUUAAUAGCAUGCAUAGUACUUGGCCAGUGAUUUUGGUUACUUACAACCUACCACCUUCGUUGUGCAUGAAAAGAAAGUACAUGAUGCUUACAUUGUUAAUUUCCGGGCCAAAACAGCCGGGAAAUGACAUUGAUGUGUACUUGGCUCCCCUCAUUGAUGAUUUGAAGAUAUUAUGGGAAAAAGGUGUCAAUGUUUUUGAUGCGCAUCAAAAUGAGACCUUUAAUCUGAGAGCAAUGUUGUUUUGCACCAUCCAAGAUUUUCCGGCAUAUGGUAAUCUUUCUGGGUAUACUGUGAAAGGGAAAACUGCUUGUCCCAUAUGUGAGGAUCGUAUGAAGGGAAAGUGGCUAAAGAAUUCUAAGAAGAUGGUUUACUUUGAUCAUCGUCCGUUUUUGCCCUGUGAUCAUCCAUACCGCAAGCAAAAAAAGGCUUUUAAUGGGAAACAAGAAUUCAAAAAACGUCCAAGAGACUUGAGUGGGGAGGAGGUGUUUCAAAAGGUUAAGGACAUCCAAAUAACCUUUGGGAAGAAAACUAGAGCAGGUAUUUCUAAGCAGGGGUACAAGAAAUGUUCUGACUUCUGGCGCUUACCCUAUUGGAAACACUUAUUUGUCAGACAUUGUUUAGAUAUAAUGCAUAUUGAGAAGAAUGUGUGUGAUAGCUUGAUUGGCACACUGUUGAAUGUUCCUGGGAAGACAAAAGACGGUGAAAAUGCUCGAUAUGACUUGAAGGAUAUGGGGAUUAGAAGUGAACUCCACGUUGUUGAGGGAAAACCCAAGAAAUACCUUCCUCCCGCAGCCUAUACAUUGUCACGAAAAGAGAAAAAAGUGUUAUGUGAAUCCUUAGCUGGAGUGAAAGUUCCAGAGGGUUUUUCUUCAAACUUUCGCAACCUUAUUUCGAUGGAAAAUCUGAAACUUGUGGGUCUUAAGUCUCAUGAUUGCCACAUUUUGAUGCAAUAUUUGUUGCCAGUGGCUAUUCGCUCAAUUUUACCUAAAAAUGUUCGAUAUGCCAUUAUUAGAUUGUGUUCAUUCUUUAACGCAAUGUAUGCCAAAGUCAUUAAUCCUAAAGACUUAGAUAAUUGGGAAACAGAAAUUGCUAUCAUUAUUUGCCAAUUACAGAUGUAUUUUCCUCCAUCCUUUUUUGAUAUCAUGGUUCAUUUACCUAUUCACUUGGUGAGAGAGAUAAGGUAUUGUGGCCCAGUUCAUUUGAGAGCUCAAUGGUCCUUUGAAAGGAAAAUGAAAACUUAUAAGGGAUAUGUGAAGAAUGCCUAUAGACCCGAAGCUUGUAUUGCUGGAAAGAACUUCUAUGAAGAUCUUGUUGGAUCGUGUAGUCAAUAUCUAGAAAAUGCAAAGAUUAUUGGGCUUCCAAUAUCAAGACAUAGUGGUAGAUUGGAGGGAAAGGGGAUCAUAGGUCAUAAGAAACGUGACUUGUCUUAUGAAGAAUGGCACAAGGCCCACACAUAUGUUCUGUUUAACGAGGAUGAAGUUACACCAUAUAUUAACAAACACAUUGAUCACCUUAAGCAGUUCAAUCGUAAGACAAGUCAGAAAUCACUUCUUAGUCAACAUCACAAUUCAUUUAGAACUUGGUUGAAAGAUAAAGUGAUGAGAGAGCUUAAUGAUCCACUAUAUGUUGUUUCUGAUCGACUAAAGAGUUUAGCGUUAGGACCCAAUUUUAGAGCCUCUUUUUAUUCUGGGUAUGUAUAUAGUGGUUGCACAUUCUAUACUAAGGAGCAAGAUGAAGUUAGCACUAUGCAGAAUAGUGGAGUUGUUGUUGAAGCCGAAGCUAUGUAUUUUGCAAGUGCUAAAGAUAGUUCUCCUGCCCAUGGUAAAAUGUGGUAUUACGGUGUCAUUGAAAAAAUUGUUGAAUUGCAAUACAAUGAUUUUGUGAUACCAGUUUUUGGUUGCAAAUGGGUUGAUAACAACAACGGAGUUGACUAUGAAGAUAUAGGGUUUACUUUGGUUAAUAUUGACAAGCUUGGUCAUAAGGAAGAUCCUUACAUAUUGGCUAGUCAAGCAAGACAAGUGUUCUACAUGACUGAUCCAUCCGAUCAAAAAAGGUCUGCUGUUAUAAAGCCAAGGUCUCGGUUUGAAAUCGAUGAAAUUGUUGACUACCAUGAAGAUGAUGAUAUUGAAGAAGAGGAAAUCCAUUUCACUAAUGGGGCACAAGUCCAAGAUGUCAUCAACUAUUAUGGAGAUAAUUCAGUAAUAUAUAUACGUGAUGACCAUAGUGAAGGAACAUGGGUUGAUGACACUAGUAAUGAGGGUGCAUCACGGAAGCGUCGACGGAAAGAGAAAUGA